Molecule: messenger RNA, 1847 nt
Organism: Merops nubicus (carmine bee-eater)
Lineage: Eukaryota; Metazoa; Chordata; Aves; Coraciiformes; Meropidae
Gene: PPP6R2
Product: protein phosphatase 6, regulatory subunit 2
Exons: 15
Cellular component (GO): nucleus; cytosol
Molecular function (GO): protein phosphatase binding; protein phosphatase regulator activity
Source: RefSeq, a predicted model, not a curated record
UGUGUCCCAUCAACAUGUUCUGGAAGUUCGAUUUGAACACAACAUCACACGUGGACAAGCUGCUGGAUAAGGAAGAUGUGACACUGCACGAGCUGAUGGAUGAAGAUGACAUCUUACAGGAGUGCAAGGCUCAGAACCGCAAGCUGCUGGAUUUCCUCUGCCAGCAGCACUGCAUGGAGCAGCUGGUCACCCUCAUCACCCACGAGCCCCCCCUGGACAUGGACGAGAAGGUUCGCUUCAAAUAUCCAAACACAGCCUGUGAACUGCUGACCUCGGAUGUGCCACAGAUCAACGACAAGCUGGGAGGGGAUGAAACUCUGCUGAAUAUCCUCUAUGACUUCUUGGAUCACGAGCCUCCUCUGAACCCUUUGCUUGCCAGUUUCUUCAGUAAGACUAUUGGGAAUCUCAUUGCAAGAAAAACGGAACAGGUGAUUGCAUUUCUGAGGAAGAAGGAGCAGUUCCUUGGCCUGGUGCUGAAGCACAUCGACACGUCGGCGAUGAUGGACCUGCUGCUGCGCCUCAUCAGCUGCGUGGAGCCCGCGGCCCUGCGCCAGGACGUGCUCAACUGGCUCAAUGAAGCAAAGAUUAUUCAGAGACUUGUGGAGCUGAUCCAUUCAAGCCAGGAUGAGGACAGGCAAUCAAAUGCUUCCCAGACCCUGUGUGAUAUCAUAAGAUUGAGCAGAGACCAGAGCAAUCAACUCCAGGAUAUGCCUGAGCCUGAUCCCCUUCUCACAGCACUGGAAUCGCAGGAAUGUGUGGAGCAACUCCUGAAGAAUAUGUUUGAUGGAGAGCAGACUGAAAACUGCAUAGUGAAUGGGACACAAGUUCUUCUAACCUUGCUGGAAACGAGGCGCUCUGGAGUGGAAGGACUGAUGGACUCAUACACUCAGGGAUUUGAAAGGUCUUACACUGUCAACAGCAGCAUCUUACACGGUAUUGAACCAAGGCUAAAGGAUUUCCACCAGCUGCUGCUCAGCCCUCCCAAGAAAACAGCAAUCCUGACCACCAUCGGGGUCCUGGAGGAGCCCCUGGGCAACGCGCGUCUCCACGGCUCCCGCCUGAUAGCUGCUCUGCUCCACACCAACACUCCCAGUAUUAACCAGGAACUAUGCAGACUCAGUACCAUGGAUUUAUUACUUGACUUAUUUUUUAAAUACACGUGGAAUAACUUUUUGCAUUUCCAAGUGGAAUUGUCCAUAGCAGCUAUUCUCUCACACUCUGUGCAAGAGGGGAAAACUACUACUAAUGACCCAGAAAGCAAAGAAGAGGUGCUGAAUGGGAACGUGGCCACGGAGAACUCGGAGACCCCGGAGAGCAGUCCUGAGAAUAUCAUGGUCACUCAUCUGUUCCAGAAGUGCUGCCUCGUGCAGAGGAUACUGGACGCCUGGGAAGCCAAUGACAAAAUACAGGCAGAAGGUGGCAUGAGGAGGGGCAACAUGGGCCACCUCACCCGCAUAGCCAACGCCGUGGUGCAGAACAUGGAGAAGGGCCCCAUGCAGACCCAGAUCAGUGAGUUCAUCAAAGAGCUCCCUGAAGAUUGCAGAGGGAGGUGGGAGAGUUUUGUAGAAGAGACACUGACAGAGACAAACAGGAGGAACACAGUGGACCUGGUGAGCACUCACCAUUUGCACUCCUCCAGUGAGGAUGAAGACAUUGAGAGUGCUUUUCCCAAUGAACUUUCUCUCCAACAGGCCUUCUCCGAGUACCAGAUCCAGCAGAUGACAGCCAACUUUGUGGAUCAGUUUGGCUUUAACGAUGAGGAAUUUGCAGACCAGGAUGAUAAUAUCAAUGCUCCCUUCGACAGGAUUGCAGAGAUCAACUUCAACAUCGACGCGGACGAUGACAGC